AUUUCUUUCGAGAACCACACCAAAGUUUCAUUUUCGAUUUCCCCAGAAAGCUGGGAGGAUGGACCCAGACGGGUGCUUGUUUCCGGGGUAGAAACAGAUGGUGUCUGCAGAUCCCAGAAGCCAUUCUGUUCCUGUGGACUCCGCCUCAGGCCUGGCCACAGUGUAGGAACCUGGCACCCCCAGCCUCAAAGGUGCCCUGAGGUGGCUGUGAGCAUGGCGGAAGCUGCUGCUGACCUGAGCACAGGAGAAAAUCUAGAGCAAAAGAUCCUUCAGGUGCUGAGUGAAGCCGGGAGCCCUGUGAAGAUUGCCCAGCUGGUAAAGAAGUGCCACGUGCCCAAGAAAACACUCAACAAAGUCCUUUACCACCUGAAGGAGGAGGGCAAAGUAUCCUUAGAAGCCCCUGCAACAUGGUGCUUGGGCGGGGAUGCUCCUGGAGAUGAGGUUUCUGCAGUCCCCAAGGACCUCACUGCCCAUCCUAGUCUCGAUGAAAGAGUCUUCAGAUUCCUCGAGGACAAUGGGCCUCAAAAGGCCUUGCAUAUCGCCAAGGCUCUGGGAAUGAAGACGGCCAAAGAAGUGAACCCACACCUGUACAAGAUGAGAGAUAGACACCUUCUGAGCUAUGACGGGCAGACAUGGAUGAUUUAUGGCCCAAGUCAGAAAAGUCAAGAACUAGCUCAUUCUGGAGUGAGACAAGAGUCCACUGCGAUUAUUUACCAGCAGAAUCCAAUCAACAUGAUCUGCCAACAGGGAACCAACAACCACAUCUCCAUCGCCAAUUCAGAAGCCAUCCAGAUCGGGCAUGGGAAUGCCAUGCUAAGACAGAUAGACUGUGAUCAAAGGGGUCCCAGGCCCCACCAUCCUCUCCCACUACCUGUAUCAGAGGACCCCUCUUCUCAGGACCCCCGACCUGGUGCCUGGGGAGAUCAGCACAUCCACAUGGAGAAGUCCAUGCUCCGACGUGUGCAGCUGGGCCACGGCAACGAAAUGAGCGUCCCGAGGGAGCCAGUGGAACACUCUGCUUAUAGCUUUACUGGCAGCCCCCCAGUCUCAGCCACCACUGCUGACCAAGGAACUUCAUUCACCAUGCAAACACCUGAGCCAGGCGCUGACCCUGAGGGGAACACAGCCCAGAGAGUCCACAUCAAAUCCUGCCUGCUGGAGGACGCCACCAUCGGCAACAGCAACAAGAUGACCAUCCACACUAUGUCAGAGGGUGGAGUCACAGAGUCUGGAGACAGCAAGGAGCCGAAGGAAGACACAGACUCAAGUUCCAAAGCCGUGCCGCGUGGAAACUGCUCCCAUACCAGCAACUCCACGCUGCUCACCUCUGAGCUGGGAACGAUGACUCUGGGAGACAGCGGCCCCCAGACCACAGGAACUGUGCUUAGGGCAGACGGGAUCUCCGACACAGGGAGCUGCCAGACUCAGGAGUGAGUGCUCUACCCACGAAGCCACAGCCACAGCCUGGGCCAUGCCCCUUCCUGUCUCUCUAUCCAUCUCUUCUUCCUGCCUGCCCUGAGGUAAGCGCCCCUCCUCUGCCUUGCCACAGACCAGAAAGCAAUGGAGCCAUGGGACCAUGGGCUGACACCAUUGCCACCAUGAACCAAACCAACCUUUCCUGCCUCAAGAUCGAUCGAUCGAUCAAUCAAUCAAUCAAUCAUGUGAGCCAGCUCUACCACUUCUGGGUGUUCACCACAAGGGACAAGUCAACACAGCACACAGAUAUCUGCACAUCCCUGUUGACUGUGCUCUGUUCACAGCAGUUGAGAAAUGAAACCAACCUUGCUGUCCGUCAAUAGGGGAUGGGUAGAAGGAAUUCGGAGUAAAAAAUGAGAAUGUGUCAUGUACUGGAAAGUGGGUGUAACCAGAGACCACCAUGCUAAGUGAAUGAAGCCAUCCCAGGAAAAAAAAAAAAUCAUGUUUUCUCUCA
This is a messenger RNA of Peromyscus leucopus (white-footed mouse), 1930 nucleotides long. RefSeq names its product Z-DNA binding protein 1 (gene Zbp1). Gene Ontology annotation, cellular component: nucleus. The coding region runs from base 214 to 1434 and encodes 406 amino acids. Lineage: Eukaryota; Metazoa; Chordata; Mammalia; Rodentia; Cricetidae. Gene Ontology annotation, molecular function: double-stranded RNA adenosine deaminase activity; RNA binding; DNA binding. Gene Ontology annotation, biological process: positive regulation of type I interferon-mediated signaling pathway. The transcript is spliced from 8 exons. The record is from RefSeq and is a predicted model, not a curated record.